UGUACAGAGAGCAGUGUGCGGGCACGGAACAGCGGUGGUGUACUUUGUUUGGACUCAAGUGCUACAGUAGUGGGGCGAAAUGGAGGGAGAGAAGUCAAUGCAACGUGCGGGAGACGCCGAUUAGAAAUGAUCUAAAUCUGGAUAGCUGGGUAGAUUUGCCGGUGGCGUCGCAUGGGCCAUGUGAUCUGCAAAAGCUUGUUAAGUUACACAUUGCAUCUGAAAAUGACUUCUCCUUAUUUUAUCCAAAAGAGUUGCGCUGUUACUUUGGCCGGUACCAGGGCUAAAUCGAUCAAAACGAGAGGUGUGACCCUAUCUGGUUUAAAGACCCGCAUGGCGAAGCAACAGAAUUUGACAGAGUCGACUGUGCACGUGAAGGAGGAGAAUGAGGACCUCGGGAUUUCCGAAUUUGAGAGGAACAGUCAGGACUCUGCUUCUCCAGUUCAGCCUAUAGUCCGUCCCAGGAGACAGUGUCAGCGCGAGGUGCCCCCGACCAUCGAAACAAAGACCGAGGGUGGGGAGCAGGAGCCCCCCCGCGCCCCGCGCCGGAGAGCGCACCUGAAGGCGGAGUACGAGGAGGCGGGGCUAAAGACAGAGCGCUGGGAGCCUCCUGAUUGGAGGAGGCAGCUGGACCAUAUCCGCGAGAUGAGGAAGGCCAGGGACGCACCGGUGGACCACUUGGGGGCAGCAAAGUGCUUUGAUCCCCACGCUCCUCCUGAGGUGAUGCGGUACCAGGUCUUGGUAUCUCUCAUGCUCUCCAGUCAGACCAAGGAUCAGAUCACCGCGGCCGCCAUGGAGAAGCUCCGCAAACAUGGACUCACAGUUCAGAGCAUCCUCAAUACUGAGGACCACAAGCUGGGGGAGCUUAUCUACCCUGUGGGCUUCUGGAAGACCAAAGUGAAAUACAUCAAGCAGACCACAGCCGUCCUGCAGAGGGAGUACGGGGGUGACAUCCCGGACAGCGUGGCCGGGCUGGUCAGUCUUCCUGGGGUGGGACCCAAGAUGGCUCACCUGGCCAUGAGCAUCGCCUGGAAGCAGGUGUCUGGAAUCGGGGUGGACACACACGUGCACCGUAUUGCAAACAGGUUGGGCUGGACGAGGACCAAAACCAAGAAUCCGGAGGAAACUCGUCGGGCUUUGGAGGAGUGGUUGCCAAGGGAUCUGUGGAGCGAGAUCAACUGGCUGCUGGUGGGUUUCGGCCAGCAGCUGUGCCUCCCCACGGGUCCCAUGUGCUCCCUCUGCCUGGCACAGCACCGCUGCCCCUCAGCCCACCGUGUGUCCCCGGCAAAGAGGCCCAAAGCGGGGUCCCCCCGCUCCCCCAAAUCCCUCAGCCACCACAGAGCAAGCUUUCCGCAGCCUCCCAACGCCCUGGGCUCUCUCAGCCCGCCCACACCGUCGCGCGGCGUCAAGGAGGAGCCGCCCCCGUCCCCCACCACUGACACCCCGAGAAAGAGGACCAGAGGCGCUACCCGAAAACACCGCGAGGAGAACAGCGCCAGCAAGCCGGCUCAGAGUUGACCCCUUCCGCACUCCAGGUUAUACAGCGUGGCCUGCUUUGCUGCUCCUCUUCAGUUCACAGUUCAUAGUUCACUGGACUCCGUUCAGUUAAUAGUUCAGAGGUCACAGUUCAUAGUUUAGUGUGGAGAGUCAAGAAAGGGUCACAGACAGUGGCCAAAUACCGCCGUGUCCUUUCAAAACUUCAGGAUGAAGUACAUUUUUCUUUCUUUUUCUUUUUUACAGCAAUAAUAAUACUCCAUGAUACAUCAUAAAUCAUAAUACAUCUUCUGGCUUUACUGUGCCAGCUUUGUUUUUCCUAUCACAUUGAGAAAGGCCUGUUUUCAGUAUUAACCAAUCACCUUGUGCCUUUACUGGUACAUCCUGCCAGUCACAUUCACGUCACAUCAAUGGCCUUGAGGUGAAUAGUCUCAGAAAUGACUGUACCCACCGGAAAGUCCAGCUUCAAAGUAGCCAAAGCUAUUUCAUCAGUUAAUGAAUCUGAAAAUAUUACCGUAAACCCUGUGUGGAUGAAUAAAAUAAUGUUCUGUAUGCGUACUGUUAGAUUUAAAACAAAACACUAAGACUGAACUGUACUUUAUUGACAUAUGGGGGAAUGUCCAAAAAUCAAUUCACCAUUGUAAAAUAAGCCGUUUUAUAAUAAAAUCAAAAAUGUUAUAGUAAAGGUAUCACUUUUGUUUCUUUAAAAAAUUAAUAGAUUUUUACUUACUUCAGGAAUCAGACUUUUUUAAAGUUCUCUCAAAAGUGAGAUUGGCACAGUAUCGCAUGCAUUGUGUAUCCUGACAUCACUAUACACUUUAUGACCAAAAGUAUCUGGACACCCCUUCGUCUGGGGCUGCUUUUUAUGGUUUGGACUCAGCCCCUUAGUUCUGGUGAAAGCAAAUUUACAGCAUACAACCACAUUCUAGAUGAUUCUGCACUUCCUUAACAGUUUGAGGCAGGCCCUUUCCUGUUUCAGUAUGACAAUGCCUCCAGGUACUGACCCUGACCUCAACCCCAUCCAACAAUUUUGGGUUCAGUUGGAAAGCCAACUACGAGCCAGGCCAAAUUACUCAAUCAGUGCCCGACCUCACUAAUGCUCUUCUGGCUGAAUGGAAGCAAAUCCCUGCAGCAAUGCUCCAAAAUCUAUUAUAAAGCCUUCCUAGAACAAUGGAGGCUGUUAUAGCAGCACAGGAUGGACCAACUUCAUAAUAAUGCCCAUAAUUUCGGAUGAGAUGCUGAAUAUCAGAUGUCCACAUACUUUUGGCUAUAUAGUGUAUGUGUAGUUCGAUUCCUUUUCUGAAUAGAGUGAAUGAAUGGGAGAGUAGUGUAGCGUAACCUUAUGUAAGGUGUUAAUCGGAAUAGUGGCAAUAAACCUGU
Messenger RNA from Anguilla anguilla (European eel), 2871 nucleotides. It is a transcript of the gene nthl1, whose product is annotated as nth-like DNA glycosylase 1. The transcript has 6 exons. NCBI's taxonomy places the organism in Eukaryota, Metazoa, Chordata, Actinopteri, Anguilliformes, Anguillidae. Gene Ontology annotation, molecular function: oxidized pyrimidine nucleobase lesion DNA N-glycosylase activity; DNA-(apurinic or apyrimidinic site) endonuclease activity; DNA binding. Gene Ontology annotation, biological process: nucleotide-excision repair; base-excision repair, AP site formation; base-excision repair. Gene Ontology annotation, cellular component: nucleus. The record is from RefSeq and is a predicted model, not a curated record. Bases 172 to 1515 code for a protein of 447 amino acids.